Fibroporia radiculosa is the source of this 543-nucleotide messenger RNA. RefSeq lists its product as uncharacterized. The record is from RefSeq and is a predicted model, not a curated record. The transcript is spliced from 8 exons. The coding region runs from base 1 to 543 and encodes 180 amino acids. NCBI's taxonomy places the organism in Eukaryota, Fungi, Basidiomycota, Agaricomycetes, Polyporales, Fibroporiaceae.
AUGGACCAAAUCUCUACGUCUCUCGCGCCUUCGCGCAAUGUCCAAAAGUCCACCGUUGCCGGAUCCCCUGGCGAAACGGUCGGGAGCGUCACCAAAAGACUGAGUAAUGAACUUAUGACUUUGAUGAUGUCUUCAUCACCUGGCAUUUCUGCUUUCCCCAAGUCCGACUCAAAUCUAUUUGACUGGGCGGGUACCAUUGAAGGGCCUCCAGGCACGGUGUAUGGCGGCCUCGCGUUUAAAAUCUCUAUUUUGUUCCCUUCAAAUUAUCCUUAUGCAGCACCUACAAUAAAAUUCGAAACACCAUGCUUUCAUCCAAAUGUCGACAUUGCAGGGGGAUCUAUUUGUUUGGACAUCUUGCAGGAUAAGUGGUCAGCUAUAUACAGCGUGCAAACCAUUCUGAUCUCGUUGCAGUCUCUGCUUGGUGAGCCUAACAAUGCCUCCCCUUUAAACCCAGACGCUGCAAGACUCUGGGACUCACCAGAUGAAUUCAAAGCUCAGCUUCUGAAGCACUACCGUCCGCUUCAAGAUGGGUCGUCUGCGUAG